AUGCUCCUGGACGCGGGACCACAGUAUCCUACAAUAGGAGUCACUACUUUCGGCUCCUCGCGGCAUCACUCAACAGGCGAAGUCACGGAGAGAGAAGUGGCGUUGGGGAUCAAUCCUUUCGCGGACGGGAUGGGCGCCUUCAAAAUAAACCACAGCUCCCACGACAUCGGCUCCGGACAGACGGCGUUUUCCUCCCAGGCGUCCGGCUACGCCGCCGCCGCCGCCCUGGGACACCACCACCACCCGACCCACGUCAGCUCCUACUCCACGGCGGCUUUCAACUCCACGCGGGACUUUCUCUUCAGGAAUCGGGGUUUCGGCGACGCCACCAGCGCGCAGCACAGCUUGUUCGCGUCCGCAGCCGGAAGUUUCGCGGCAGGGCCACAUGGACACUCGGAUGCCGCGGGACACCUGCUCUUCCCCGGGCUGCACGAGCAAGCGGCGAGCCAUGCGUCCUCCAACGUGGUCAACAGCCAGAUGCGGCUGGGCUUUUCGGGAGAUAUGUACGGCAGGGCCGACCAGUACGGCCACGUUACGAGCCCCAGAUCCGACCACUACGCCUCGACCCAGCUACACGGCUACGGCCCUAUGAACAUGAAUAUGGCCGCGCACCACGGAGCAGGGGCCUUUUUUCGAUACAUGAGGCAGCCCAUCAAACAGGAGCUCAUCUGCAAGUGGAUCGAGCCGGAGCAGUUGACGAACCCCAAAAAGUCGUGCAACAAAACUUUUAGCACGAUGCACGAGCUGGUGACCCAUCUGACUGUGGAGCAUGUGGGGGGACCCGAGCAGUCCAACCACAUUUGCUUCUGGGAAGACUGCUCGCGGGAGGGCAAACCGUUCAAAGCCAAAUACAAACUUGUGAAUCAUAUCAGGGUACACACCGGAGAAAAGCCCUUCCCGUGUCCGUUCCCCGGCUGCGGCAAAGUAUUUGCCCGAUCGGAAAACCUAAAAAUUCACAAAAGGACUCACACCGGUGAGAAGCCUUUUAAGUGCGAGUUUGAAGGCUGCGACAGACGGUUCGCGAACAGCAGCGACCGCAAGAAACACAUGCACGUGCACACGUCGGACAAGCCCUACCUCUGCAAAAUGUGCGACAAGUCCUACACGCACCCGAGCUCCCUCCGGAAACACAUGAAGGUCCACGAAUCGUCCAACCCAGGAUCCCAGCCAUCACCAGCGGCCAGUUCAGGUUACGAGUCAUCCACACCCCCGACCAUCGUAUCACCUUCCACAGAGAACCAGAGCAGCAGCUCCAUAUCUCCAGCAGCGUCAGCAAUACACCACACAACCAGCCACAGCACCCUGUCGUCAAAUUUCAAUGAAUGGUACGUGUAA
Molecule: messenger RNA, 1335 nt
Organism: Lampris incognitus (smalleye Pacific opah)
Lineage: Eukaryota; Metazoa; Chordata; Actinopteri; Lampriformes; Lampridae
Gene: zic1
Product: zic family member 1 (odd-paired homolog, Drosophila)
Exons: 3
Coding region: 1-1335 (444 amino acids)
Biological process (GO): regulation of transcription by RNA polymerase II; central nervous system development
Cellular component (GO): nucleus
Molecular function (GO): DNA-binding transcription factor activity, RNA polymerase II-specific; RNA polymerase II cis-regulatory region sequence-specific DNA binding
Source: RefSeq, a predicted model, not a curated record